GGCUUCAACUGCAUCUGGAUUCUCCCAGCUACUACUUGUAGUAUUGGAUCAGCCUCUUGCGUAGCUCGAUCGCGGCCACUUUCACAAGAUAGCUUCCGGCUUCCGCCCGUCGCAUAUUAG
This is a messenger RNA of Trichoderma gamsii, 120 nucleotides long. RefSeq lists its product as hypothetical. The transcript has 2 exons. The annotation marks the transcript as partial. Lineage: Eukaryota; Fungi; Ascomycota; Sordariomycetes; Hypocreales; Hypocreaceae. The record is from RefSeq and is a predicted model, not a curated record.